Messenger RNA from Plectropomus leopardus (leopard coralgrouper), 909 nucleotides. RefSeq names its product olfactory receptor 5P68-like. Gene Ontology annotation, biological process: detection of chemical stimulus involved in sensory perception of smell; G protein-coupled receptor signaling pathway. Gene Ontology annotation, molecular function: G protein-coupled receptor activity; odorant binding; olfactory receptor activity. NCBI's taxonomy places the organism in Eukaryota, Metazoa, Chordata, Actinopteri, Perciformes, Serranidae. The record is from RefSeq and is a predicted model, not a curated record. Gene Ontology annotation, cellular component: membrane.
AUGAACUCCUCUCAGAGCGCGGUCUUCACGCUCGCCGCUUUCCUCGACAGCAGACACUUCAGAUACCUCGUUUUCACGGCGGUCGCGUGCGUGUACGCGGUGACCGUGGCAGCGAACGUGUGUGUGAUCGUGGUCAUCUGCGUGAACAGAAGCUUACAUGAACCUAUGUACCUUUUCCUGGUCAGCCUGUGUGUGAAUGAGCUGUAUGGUAGUUCAGGGUUGUUUCCCUUCCUGCUGCUUCAGAUCCUCUCUGACCUUCACACCGUUUCUGCUGCAGCUUGUUUCCUGCAGGUUUUCUGUAUUUACUCGUACGGAAGUGUCGAGCUUUUAAACUUGGCCGUCAUGUCUUAUGACCGGUACCUGGCCGUCUGUCGUCCUCUGCGGUAUAACGCUCGCAUGACCACGAACAAGGUUCUGGUGCUGGUUUCUCUCAGCUGGUUCUCGCCUGUUGCAGUGGUUGUUCUGAUGUCCUUCGUGGGUUCUUUGCGUCUCUGCGGGAACAUUAUUAACAAAGUUUACUGUGACUAUUACUCCAUCGUUAAACUGUCCUGCUCCGACACAGCAGUCCAAAACAUUUACGGACUCGUUUACGCCUCUCUGUUAAUCUGUUGCACUCUAACUGUGAUCGGUUACAGUUCCACCGAGAUCCUGAAAGUCUGUUUUUCCGGCUCCAGACAGACGCGACGGAGAGCCGUGAGCACCUGCUCGCCUCACCUGGCCUCGCUGCUCAACUUCUCCCUCUGUAGUUUGUUUGAGGUCGUUCAGAGCAGGUUUGACGUGAGCGGCGCUCCCGGCGUGCUGCGCAUCGUUUUAUCCUUAUACUUUCUCACGUGUCAGCCUCUUUUUAACCCUCUGAUGUACGGCCUGAACCUGUCCAAAAUCCGCAGUGCGUGCAAAAGUCUUUUCUGA